GGGCGCGAACGCCGGCUACCCCGCCCGGCACCGCAUCCUGCCCAGGGGCACCGGGACCCCCGCGCGGGCGCUCGGGGAGAGCGCCGCCGGCUGCGAGGCCUCGGGGUGCAGGGGCGGCCCCGGGACCCGGCGCUCUCCGGCGUCCCCCCGUGCCCCCCGGCGCGUUCCCGGGACUGGGCACCGGAGCCGACCUCCCCUGCCGCUGGGGCACGCGCCCCGCCCUCGCCUCGCCUCGCCCAGGCCCGACUCGGGCAAACUUUUUAACCCUUCUGGAGCCGCGGCCCCCGGGACGCAGCCGCACGGGUUGGGAGCCCGGGGCAGCCGCUCCCGUGGAAGUUCCCGGCGUCGGAGGCACGGAGGAUGCAGCAGAACCUUCCAGGCGAGAGAGUGGCUGAAGAGCUCCAAGGCAAUUCUGUCCAUGACCGGUUUCUUGAAUUCGUAAAGUCAGAUACUAGCAGGUUUAUUGAGGAUGCCCGCAAGUAUUUUCAGGACAAAGUGAAACCAUCUUACCUGCUACUCCUGCUGACUGACGAUAAAGCCUGGGAGGUAUUCGUGACUGCUGCUCAACUAAAUGGGUAUCAGGCACAUGAGCUCCGUGAAGCUCUGUUCAAGAUUACAAAAUACAUGAUGGUGAAGGAUGAGAACUGGGACCAUAAAGACCAGCAGUAUGGGGAGUUUUUUUUGCAUUUGUUUCCUCCGUUGAAAAAGGAGCUUGAGGAUCACAUAGGGAAGCUCCGUGCCCUUGCAGACGGGGUUCAGGGUUUCCACAGAGGCACCACCAUCGCCAAUGUGCUGGCCAGCUCUGCCGGCACUAUCUCCGACUUCAUAUUCCUUGCCGGCCUGGGUCUGGCAGUCCUGACAGACGGAGCUGGCUUUCUAUUGUUGGAAGCUGGGAUGGCGCUGGGACUAACGGCCUCUGUGGCUGAGACUACCAGCAGUGCCGUGGAAUAUGCAAAGAAGUUGCGGGCAGAAGCCCAAGCCCGAGACCUGAUCAAUAAAAGCAACACUGAUGUACUAAAGGUGAUCAAGGAGUUCAUGACUGAGAACACACCCAGCCUUCUUUCCAUAGCUGACAAUUCUUACCAACUCAUGGAAGGCAUUGGGAAGGACAUCCGUGCCAUCAGGCAAGCCAGAGCCAACUUUCAAUCAGCGCCAUCUGCCCCUCCCCCCGAGGUCAUUGGGCGAACCUCAGCUGAAGGCGAGGAACUGGUGGAGAGAGUUGCUGAAAGGCCGGCCCUGGCACUGAGCAGAGGAACCAUGAUCGCGGGUGCGGCCAGCGGAGGCAUCUUGCUUGUGCUGGAUAUGUUCCACCUUGUGUACGAGACAAAGCAUUUGUUGGAGGGGGCGGAGUCAGAGUUAGCUGAGGAGCUAAAGGAGCGGGCUCAGGAGCUGGAGGAGAAGCUAAACAUGCUCACCAAGUGGUAUGAGUUUCUGCAGGCGGGCCGAGAACAGUGACCCCAGAGCAGGCACAGGCCAGCACAAAAGGCAAACGUUUUUUCUGUUUUUGGGAUGAAGUCUCACUGUAUCACCCAAGCUGGAGUAC
This is a messenger RNA of Saimiri boliviensis boliviensis (Bolivian squirrel monkey), 1543 nucleotides long. Its product is annotated as apolipoprotein L2-like. Gene Ontology annotation, molecular function: lipid binding. The record is from RefSeq and is a predicted model, not a curated record. Gene Ontology annotation, cellular component: extracellular region; membrane. Gene Ontology annotation, biological process: lipid transport; lipoprotein metabolic process. NCBI's taxonomy places the organism in Eukaryota, Metazoa, Chordata, Mammalia, Primates, Cebidae.